Messenger RNA from Branchiostoma floridae (Florida lancelet), 3147 nucleotides. RefSeq names its product neural proliferation differentiation and control protein 1-like. The transcript has 10 exons. Gene Ontology annotation, cellular component: membrane. The coding region runs from base 94 to 1170 and encodes 358 amino acids. The record is from RefSeq and is a predicted model, not a curated record. NCBI's taxonomy places the organism in Eukaryota, Metazoa, Chordata, Leptocardii, Amphioxiformes, Branchiostomatidae.
CUGAUUGGUCGCCUGGAUGUCGUAAAACAGUGACGUUCCAAGAUGGCGGCUGUGGAGUAGUUUUUCUCAGCCGCGCGAAGUAUUCACGGAAGAAUGGGAAGAUUUAGGGGCAAUUUGGCCGCUAUCCUGGCCGUCAUCGUGCUCCUGUUGCCGGGACAUCUUACUGAAGAUGUUGGAAAAGGACCCUGUUCGAAGGAGCGAGAUGCCGCCUUAGCUACUGGCAUGAUUGGAGGUUUCAUCAAACAGUGUAAGGAGGAUGGGACCUUCAAGACAGAGCAGUGCUGGGCAUCUACUGGCUACUGCUACUGCGCUAACCCGUCCAACGGUCUGAUCUACGACGAGACGGCGCUGCGAUCGUGGGAGGGACAGCGAAACGUGGACUGCAACACGUACUACAAGACAAAGAAUGAUGUGCGGUGCUCCAACCUCGCCUGUCGGCUGGCCAGACGAGGCGAGUGCCAGGCCGACACCCAGCAGUGCGGCCCGUGUCAGGAAGGAUAUGUGGAGGAAGGGAGUGUCUGUAAAUAUCAGGGAGAGAAAAACGUUCUUCCAGACAUCGAUGUGAUCACGGACAGGCUGCUGAACGAACGGCAGACGACCGCUGGAAAAUAUGACGAAGGAAAUAACCAUGUUGAAGAAGUGAGAGGAGAGCAGACGACAACUCAGAGAGAACAGCAGGGCUCCAGCCCCAAGGCCCAGCCUCAGAAAAACACCCCCCCUGCAGCGACCCAGUACGCACAUGGCAUCAACGACAUCCUCUUCCUGGCCAUUGUGGUGGGCUGCAGUGUGCUGGGAGUUAUUGGACUGGGAAUAGCAGGUUACUGCUGGUGGAAAUUACAACAGAAUGUGAAGAUGGCAGCAGAUCAGGACUACCCAGCAUACGGAGUGACGGGACCAAGUGCCAAGUCACAGAUGACGGCAGGAGACAAGAAGCUGGCUCAGAGUGCCCAGAUGUACCACUACCAGCACCAGAAACAGCAGAUGCUGGCCAUGGAAAAGAACCAUGGUGACAUGAAGCGUAAUGACUCAGAUGAUGAGACAGAGGAGGAGACAGAAGAGGGAGACUACACAGUGUACGAGUGUCCUGGUCUGGCACCAACGGGAGAGAUGGAAGUGAAGAACCCGCUGUUUGAUCACGACUCCCAGCCACCUCCUGGGUCAGCCAAAUGAACUCUGACCUCUGACCUCAUGCCAAAGGACAACGCAAUCAUCAUCUGAUGGUUACCUUAAAAACAAGAAAAAGAGUUUGGUUUAUAAAACGUUUUGGUCAGUUAGGAUUAGCCAUAUAACAUCCAUGUUUACAGGUAAAAAGUAAAACUGAACAGUCUUUCAAAUUUCCCUAUAUUUCCAUUUUACAUUGAAAGCUUGAUGACAACAUAUUCUAUCUAAAUUUGAUGAUAGAUUUAAGAAGACCUCACCUAUCUUUGAGAGACAUAGGAUCUUUUGUGUUUAUGAUCAUUAUUGUCUUGAUAAAAGGUCACUUUUCUAUAGAAUAUGACACUGUAUAAUUCGUAGUGCUGAAUUCUCAACUCCUAUUGUGAUUUUUAAACGAUGUUGUUUCUCCACUUUUGUGAUCAGUUAACAACAUCUUGUCAAGCUUCAUGUUAUUAAAGAUAAACAAAGUAAAAUGUUCAAACUCUCCUCAAAUAGAUAAAAUUACAUGAUUGAAAUUACCCAGGGUUUAGAAAUUGCUACAGGACAUGAAGAUUGACUAUCAUAUAUGGUUCAAUAUGAAAAAUAGGUAUACAUUUCUACUAGAAAACCGUUGUCAUGUAAAUUAAGUAGAGUCAAAUCUGGCUUGGAGGAUUUGAGUGAUCUGCGUACCUUGGAAUCGUUCUAUUUUCUGAACUUGAUCUUGUAGCUGAGCCUGCCAUUUCUGAUGGUGCUUGUGAACUUGUAGAUAGCACACUGUGGAAACACUUCUCAAAUAAGUAUUACAAUUAUGUUAAUGAGGGUAACUUGUCACAGAUGAAGAGGAAAGAUUGUUUGUGAAGGAAUGUAAAAGUCUUGAUUUAUUAUGGAAAAUGAUAUGGACUGGAAGAAUAUUUUGAUGGCUAAUUUUGAUUGAGGAAAAUGGAAAUUAAGUGAAAGUAAAGUUGACACAGAAGUUUUGAAGAUGGCACAGAAAAAAUGAUUAGCAUGGUAAAAGAUAUGUCAUUUAUAUCAUUGUCUCCCCUACAAUUUUUGAGGUACAUACAAUUGCUUGUGUGAUACUGAGCUUCAACUUAUGUUAUACCACACCAAACACUACUGACACAGACCUGUUACUAUAAUAGGUCUGUUGUGAUGACAGUUUUUACAGAAAACAUAAUUCAUGACCUUUUUCCAGUUGAAGAGAAUCAUCAAUGGAUAAUGGCUUUCAGUACUGUGUAAUUGACAACUGCCUAUUAUCUUCUCUCGAAUUCAUGCCUCAUAAUUGUAUUGAUAUCAUAUUCAACUCUUGUGAAUCAGAGUUAUCUUUAAUAUUGUAGUGUUUUCUAGUGCCAUUCCAUGAUUGCUCAAAAGUAUGCAAAAAAAAAAAGCGGCCAUUUUGAAACAAUGCAUCAUGGGAUGGCACAAGAAAUUGUAUGACAAUGUUAUUAUUACAGAGAGUAACGAAAUAUAUAAAAGGCACAAGUAGAGAUGUUGAUAUAUUUUUGUGCCUUUGUUUUAACUUUAUUUCAGUGUAUAUAGUGAAAAUAUUUUAAGUAAUUGUGACCUCCUUCUCCAGUUGUUUAAUUUCUCUUGAUUUGUGAUGUAAAUGUAUAGAAACAGGCUGAUCUUUUUACUGGAAAAAGCAACAUAGGAAAAUCACUUGAAGAGCUUUCUGUCAAAAAGUGUUUCAGCUACACAAUGUAUGGGGAAGGUUUGUGGUUAAGACGAUUAAGAUUUAUUGAUUUUGAACGUUGGAAAAUACAUUGUAAUUCAAACUUGCUGUUUCUUCAACAUUGGAUAAAAUUCAGGAGAUCUUGUUAUUGAAGUGAAUGUGCUGUAAAUGUCACAUGAAUACCAAUGGCAUUUGCUUUCCCUUUUUUGAUUUGCUUUCAUGAAAAAUUUACUGAGACAAUGUGACAGGCAUUCUGUUGACAUUCUGAAUAUAUUGUGAAAAAAAUUGUGCGAAAUUCUGUGAUUGCUUUCUUCCAGAAUAAAAAUGUAGAGUUGAUUAAA